UCCUUCUCCUUUGAUCUGGGCUUCGAAUGUCUUCUCACUCUACAGUUAGUGAUGACCUCUGCACAAAAAUAUCUUGGCAUAUCAGAAGAAGCUACCAAAAAGAGAUGUCCAGGCCAUUCUCAGGGUCUUGUACCCAGUCUACAUGCUAAACUGGGAACUUCUGCUGAGAAACUUCUCAGGCAUAAAUGGAUCGAAGAUAGUACUGAGAAUAAGGGUCUGAAGAACAAAGGUGAGAUGGUACAGACCAUAUUGCGAAUAUACUUGGAAGCCAGUGGAUCCACAUCUGAUUUGCUUGAUGAGCUUGCUUGUACUAUUUUGCCUCAGGCCUCUCUAUCCAAGUCAACAGGAGAAGAUGAUGAUGCCCGUGAUCAUGAAUUCCCUACCCUAUGUGCAGCUACUUUCAGAGGAUGGUACAGGACAUUGCAUGAAGAGAAUAUUGCAAUUCUUAACAAACUGGUGAAGACGGUUAGCUCAGUGAAACGACAAAGCUGUCAAUCUGAAGCUACUGAAGCACACUUGAAAAAGAUUCAGAAAACUGUAAAUGUGGUAGUGUCUUUAGUCAACUUGUGCCGAUCUCAUGAAAAGGUGACAAUCCAUGGCAUGGCUAUCAAGUAUGGUGGGAAGUAUGUGGACUCGUUUCUAAAAGUUUUUGAUUUCCUGGAAGCACAUUUUCAAGAUCAUAAGGACCUCGUCAUCAAGUUGGUCAAAGAUCUCCAGAAGGCUACAAGAACAUUACAGACUCUAUGUUCUGAAGCCAAGGGUAUGAAACAAACAGCCAUAACCAGCAAAAUUCCAGCAACAAAGAGAUCUUUAGAGCGUUUUCUGUUUCACGUUAAAGCUCUUCUCCAUACAACAUCAGGCGGCUCCAACUUCUGGAUGGGUAGCUUGAAACACAAGGACUUGAGUGGGCAGAUAGUGAGUUCUCAGGCUUAUGUAGAUAACGAAACAGAUGAGGUUGAAGAAACCGUUUCCGGAGAAGAAGAGCCCAUGCAAGAGGAUGAACUUCCCUUGACACCUUAAUUAGACUGCUAAUUAUAACUUUCUAUGUUAAUUAAUUUCUUAGUAUCUAUACACG
Camelina sativa (false flax) is the source of this 1075-nucleotide messenger RNA. Lineage: Eukaryota; Viridiplantae; Streptophyta; Magnoliopsida; Brassicales; Brassicaceae. The record is from RefSeq and is a predicted model, not a curated record.